GCAGGUUUCACUUCGCUCCGCGCAGCCUCCAGGUCGUGGUCUUGUGAAACCGCUCCGUCUUGCGUCGCCGCCGCCACCACUGCCACCGGACUCUCACAGUCACCCUGCGCGCCCCAGCCCAACUGCGGCCAGCAUCGCCGCGGGCUGCUCGCUUCGCCCCGCUCCCGCCGCCACCCCCUCGGCGCCCUUUCCCUGGCCCUGGUCCCCCCAAUGUCUGACUCUGACUCUCGGACUGAGAAACGCAAGAAAAAAAGACCAAAUGGCAAAGCAACCUUCAGAUGUAAGUUCUGAGUGUGACAGAGAAGGUGGACAAUUGCAGCCUGCUGAGAGGCCUCCUCAGCUCAGGCCUGGGGCCCCUACCUCUCUACAGACAGAGCAGCAAGGUAAUCCUGAAGGCGAAGGGGACCGCUGCCCCCAAGGCAGCCCUCAGGGCCCGCUGGCCCCACCAGCCAGCCCCGGCCCUUUUGCUACCAGAUCCCCGCUUUUCAUCUUUGUGAGAAGAUCCUCCCUGCUGUCUCGAUCCUCCAGUGGGUAUUUCUCUUUUGACACAGACAGGAGCCCGGCACCCAUGAGUUGUGACAAAUCAACACAAACCCCAAGUCCUCCUUGCCAGGCCUUCAACCAUUACCUCAGUGCAAUGGCUUCCAUGAGGCAGUCUCAGGCUGUACCUGCAGAUAUACGCCCGGAGAUAUGGAUUGCGCAAGAGUUGCGGCGUAUUGGAGACGAAUUUAAUGCAUAUUACCCAAGGAGGGUCUUUUUGAAUAAUUACCAAGCAGCCGAAGCCCACCCCCACAUGAUUAUCUUACGACUGUUACGUUACAUCAUCCGCCUGGUGUGGAGAUUGCAGUGACGACGGGUUCCUUGCGGAGCCAGAUGGGUGCAGACAUUUCGCUUGUUAAAACCAACAGGCCCCAGCACCACGGUGUAAGAGGUGCCAUUGCUAUGCAGCCCGCGGUUCUUUCCCCGAGAGGGCGUGCGGGGAGGCUGGCCGACGUGUUCCUGAGGACGCCGCGCUGCACGUGGACUUGACCUUUCUGUUCACCACAUGGCAGAAUUUCCAAUGGAAGUUUGUUGUGAAUGUAAAUGAGGGAGGAUUCUUUAAAAAAAAAAAUGUACAAAUCAUGGUUCUUUGGAGCAGGAUUUUAUGCAAGAAUGGUGUUUACACGUGGUGUGGGUUUUUUUCCACCUUCUUUAAUAAGAACAGGUUUUUCAAAAAGGAAAUGGAAACUUUUUAACCAACUCGUGAAUGAUUUUUGUACUAAAAUUUUAAGAACCUAUUGUCUACUCUCAGAGGAUUAUGUGUAAACUCUGCAGUGGAAACUGAGCCAGCUAAUUGAUAAAGCUGCCUUAGUUUAUUUUUAGAUUACUGUACAGAAUUUUUAAACGGGAGAGGUAUGAGAUAGCCCCCUCCCUUCCCUGCCAUUGGCUCUUUGACAUGCUUUUUUUUUAAUCAUUAUUAUUAAUACCAAAAAAGUUUUAAACGAAACUGAUUAAAGGGGCAGAAGGUCUGUCAUCAGCCUGUAUUGAUAUGCCACUCCCGUUUUGUAAAUACUUACCUCCUUAAAUUCAGUUGCAUCUGUGGCAAAAUUUUAAAACUCUUUUCGUGUAUUUUUCCUUGUCUCCUUUUGUGAUGCUCCUCUGGUCUGUCUGGAGGCCGAUGCACAGAUUUGGUCCAGUGUAUUCUUAUGAUGAAAGGGAAUUGGGUCAGAACGUGAGUCAGGAUCUGCCUGUGGCAUCCAUGGCCCAGUUGGUCUUGUCUGUCAGUAGUUUCCUCACUGGGAUGUGCAUGAUGUUGGUUUUCACUGGUUUUGAUGGGCUUGUCAUUUACAAGUGUUCUGAAGAAGGACUACCAGUCACAGCACAGACAGGUACUGUGCCCCUCGGUGCUGUGGGCUUCUCUGGUUGCAGACUCUCCCACGGUCACAGGUACACUGUCAGCAGGGGCCGCAGGUGGGGAACAUGUCCCCUCGCAGCUGAGCCCGUUGGGCUGCAGGUGUCGGAGCUCCAGUCCUCGUGGGAAUUGGCACGAGCCGUGGGCGGGGCUUUAGGCAGGGGUUUCCUGGGCAUCGAGGCUUUUCGUCCAACUCCAGGUUCACCUGGCCUUUGAUGCCUGACACUUGGUUCCCACCCGCCCCCCAAAUCCACUUUGAAAGGAAGGAUAAUCUGCCUUCAGCCGUGCCGUAAAAAUACUGCAUUGGAGCCCGAAUCUGAAGUGGCCUCUCAGCCUUCGGACAAAGGUCUGUCUUGUUCCCUUACUCGCGGGACAGGUGGGUGUUGUUGGACCACCCUUGGUGCAUCCACCUCUGUUGGGCGCGCUCUUUUCUUUCUCCACACCUGCCUGGGAGGGGUGCAGCAAAUGGAGGGCCCAUGAGUUGGUCUGACAUUUCAAAGGGAGUUAAACAGUUUGGAGAGACCCGAGAGAGAUCAGGAAGCAGUGAAAGAAGAGAAGUAGAGAUCAUUUCGUGAACCUUAUAACUCUUACAGAUUUUGAAACCUCAGAUUAUUAAAUAGCUUUUUAAAAGAUAAACGUGAUUUUUCAAACGAGUCAGCAGUGCCAACAACUCUUGUUUUGCUUUGGGCCCACAGAGGACCAGUGUUUUCACGUGAUUAAAUCAAGUGGGGAAAUCCAUUCAUUUGUAUCUUGAUAAUUCUAUAUAAAUAUAUAUAUAUAUAUAUCUACAACAUAUACGCAUUUUCCUUUAGGUAGAGAUAUUUGAUUCCAAAUAUUCUUCCUUUCUUAGGAUUUUCUUUUACCCCAAAAUCUUGUUGGGGUCUUGAAUAUUUUUAAAGCUAUGUUGUCAGCUUGUGUUCCUGACGUGUCUCGAACCCCUCUGUAGGGUCAUGAAGUCCACACGGUUGUAAGGCAGUGGUGGACCUGCUGGACACACACACACACACACCAAAGACGUAUUUGGUUCUGGGCGCCUCCCCCCUCCCCUCCCAGGAUCUCCGUACUCAGUGCCAGUCUCUCUGACUGGAGCACUUUACUCUGUUUCUUCAAUACUGCGGCUCCCUGGGAGCGGUGCCCGAGGGCUCUGUGCUGGCGUACCUCUGGCUCAGUGGCUGCCUGGUGUCCAGGCUGGCCGCGGAAGCAGCUUGUGAGGAAAUUAGAGAUUCUAUGAAUUUGUAGUAUUAAGGAGCAGGAUGUUGCACCAGGACUGAAGAGAGAUGACUGGAUGUCUCUGUACUGUAUGUAUCUGUUUAUCACGAUGCCUCCCUGCGGAAGGUAUGCCUACUGUGGUAGACCUUGACUUUUUAGUGUGUAUUUCUUUUACUUUUUGUAGGAAAAAAAAAAAAAAGACUAGAUCCCUUUUUGGAAACUGAAUGCGGGUUUUGUGCCUUGACCACCUCUUCUCCCAUGAGGUUUGUAGAAAGUGUCCUGUGACUUAUCAUAGAAAUGCAAUAAACACAUGCAAAAGAAUCCCAUGAGCAAUUCUUCCAGUUACCUGUACUCCUGCCCAGAAGUGAGUUUGCCAAGAACUGCUCUCGGGGUUGUGGAGGAACCAGGCAAAACUUCCCUCUGAUUAAAAAGAGUGUACACCGUAGAGAAUAACUUUCUCCUAUUUCCCUGUCUUGAUAUUGUAUAUAUUUUGACUAUUUAUUAGAUUAGGAGGUCACAUUUUACUUACCAACUGAGCCAAAUGUCUGUGUGCAAUUGUGUUUCCUUUACCUUUCUUGUAAAAUUUUGUACAGCAUAAAUGAGUAAAGAUCACUGUUUUUACUAAACUUUUUCAGAAUUGAGGAUUGUACAUAUUGUAGAUUCUUUUUCUGUGUAAUGUGUCCUACUGUUUCAUAAUGCUGUAACUUGUAGAAAUAUUGUAUAUUUAUUUCCUGCUUAUUUAAUGUCUUAUGUUCUGAAAAGUGUUGACCUCCGUGCUCCCCGCCCCAUGCUGUACCAUUCAUUGCUUUAACUCUGAGGUGGUGACUGUGAGCCCCACGCUCUUCCCUAGGCUGGCCCUCCAGCUUUGGUUCCUGGUAGUUCUGGUCACGUGGGUUUAAGUUCUUGGGGUUCGCUAUCCUGAUGACGAAGUCUGUGUUGAGCCAUCAGUGAGAGACCAUAAAUGUGGCCGGCCACAAAAUUCUACAAGAAAUAGCCAGCUUCUCGUGGAAGCAAAUUCUAUGAAGGCCAGGCCAUAUCUUUUUAAAAUUUUAUUUUAUUUUAAUGUAUUAUUGGCAGUUGGGACAGAUUUUUCCAUUGAAAAUGUAUCCCUGACAAUUCAGUGUUGAGAGAAAUAAAAAUGGGCCCCUUUUUCGGGGUGCUGCCAGGAGUUGUUCAGGGCAAGAGGAAGGGACAGGUAAGCCAGGUUGCUCCUGCCUUGAGAGGGACGUCAGGAACACCACCUCAUGCCACUUUUUGGCAACUGGUGAGUAGUUGAAUUAUCCCCCACCCGCUGUGUCCUGUGCUUUGAGGUGUGGACUUCAAUGGUCUUCAGGAGCUAAUUGUACAGACCCCCACCCCCAGCCCUGAGCCCUUUGGUCCCUACCUUUGAUCAGCCUGCUUCAGGUUGUCUUCCUUCUGCUUCUCUGUUGGCUUCGAGAGAGGUUGGGGGUCCCACUCGACUGGAUGUUAAGAUGUGAAAGCUCGCAGAAGCUUUAGAGAGACCUCCUAGUGGCCCCAUGUCAGUAGAUGGUUCUGGCAUCCCUGCUGAUUUAGCCUGGUGCCUGUGUGGUCCACUCCCCGCUCACGUGGGUGCAGGGAUGGGUCCACACGUGACGCUAAACCAGCAGAGGGGACUCCUGCUCCCAAUGGCAUUGUAUUCAAGAAGCAUCCUCAAGCUCCCAGCUAGGUAACUUGACUACUUUUAUUUGGGAAUCAGACUUUAGAAGCUCUCCGAAGUUGUAUGUGCAGGUUCUGUGACCACUAGUUACUGUAUCAGAACUCAUCAGGUACACAUUUAUAAAUAGCACUGAUCUGUCUGUAUACGGACCGUCACUAACUUGUUUCCUAGGACCCAGCGUAUGUAGCAUUUGUAUUGCGAUUUCCCUGGCUUACUUGUGUUUUGCACUGAUGAAUUUUGACAGGGUAAUUGCCACUUUACUUGUGCAAUACUGCUGUAAAUAACUGCAGAUUUUUUUUUAAGAAACUUAAUCUUUUAUGUUCUUAAUGAAGUUUAUAUAAAUAAAACUUUCAACUAGU
Molecule: messenger RNA, 5137 nt
Organism: Callorhinus ursinus (northern fur seal)
Lineage: Eukaryota; Metazoa; Chordata; Mammalia; Carnivora; Otariidae
Gene: BCL2L11
Product: BCL2 like 11
Biological process (GO): meiosis I
Source: RefSeq, a predicted model, not a curated record